Echinostoma caproni is the source of this 3108-nucleotide messenger RNA. NCBI's taxonomy places the organism in Eukaryota, Metazoa, Platyhelminthes, Trematoda, Plagiorchiida, Echinostomatidae. The record is from the annotation of a GenBank genome assembly.
AUGCUCUGGUUCGUUCUCUUCUAUUCCCUUUCACUUCCAACAACCUCCCCACCGGCCCCAACUGAGCGUUCUCAGACAGCAGCUGGGGCAAUGGAUUCGCGAAAGAAUAAGGCCUACUUUCAGCGAUUCUGGAACUGUUUCGACGCGACAAUGCUAUUCUUUAUUUGGGCAUCAUUGGCCUUACAUUGUGUGGAAAUCUAUAUCUCAUUUCAAUGUCCCACAAAACAAUUGCAUUGUCCAAUAAGUGAACGCUUUUGGCAAAAUUACGGGUUUAUGACAAUUAUUCGUUGCCCCAGACCAUUGAUACUGAUUCGUAGUUUUCGAACCGCGAUCAAACUUCAACUUCCUCAGGCUCGAGUCAAGGCGAUCUUUCAGCGUUCUACACAUCAGAUGUACAACGUGACUCUGUUCCUGUUAUUCUUCAUGUCUCUGUACGGAUUUUGGGGUGUGCAAUUUUUCGGAGAUGAAUUGAACUAUCAUUGCGUUCUGUCCACGGCGAAUGAAAGUUACAUAACAAAAAAAGAUCUGGCCAUCCCGGACUCGUACUGCAACCCCAAGAAACCAGCCGAGGGACAAUGUCCGGACAAUAUGAAGUGUAUCCGGAUCACGAGUUCUAUUCAGGAUGAUGGUGGAUAUGCCGGAUUUGAAAAUUUUCAUAUCAGCAUCUUCACUGUCUAUCAGGCCGCAUCUCAAGAAGGUUGGGUGUUCAUCAUGUACCGUGCAAUGGAUUGUCUUGCUUCAUGGAAGGGAGUGGUCUACUUCAUGUCAAUGAUUUUUCUAGUCGCAUGGCUUGUCAAAAAUGUGUUCAUUGCCGUCCUCAUUGAGACGUUCGCUGAGAUUCGAGUACAGUUUCAACAAAUGUGGACGCCCAGACACGCGGCUGAUGCAGACUCGUCCAAAACCAUACUCAAAUCAACCGGAUUCAAUGUGGUCAUUAUGGUUCUGGUGUUGGCCAACGCGAUCACCGCAGCCGCGUUGCACUUCAACCAUCACAGUAUGCGUGAUGACGGUGGGUUGGAACAGUUCAGUCAACUUGAUGGGUUCUACUUUGCCGAGAUUUUGUUUACAGUGUUUUUCAAUCUAGAAGCCAUGUUCAAGAUUUGGUGUCUCGGUUGGUGGAAUUAUUGGCAUCGAUCCCUGUUCAAAUUCGAACUAUUCCUCUGCGUCGGCACAAGUAUCCACUGUAUUCCACAACUCUAUCGAACGGAACUAACAUACUUGGCAGUUUUACGAACCGUUCGUCUGAUCAAAGCCUCCCCAAUGCUUGAAGACUUUUGUUUCAAGAUCUUUGGACCGGCCAAAAAAUUGGGCAGUUUAAUCUUGUUCACCACCUGUUUCCUGGUCAUCACAUCCACAUUCAGUUUGCAGUUGUUCUGUUUCUUCCAAGCAUUCGACUCCAGUUUUGAUCGAUUCUCCACAUUUCCCAAAGCAUUCAUGUCCAUGUUCCAAAUCCUCACGCAAAAAGGUUGGGUUGCUGUGAUGCAUGACACAAUGGAUGUGGUUGAGAACCAGACGGUGAUUACUGGUGUGGCAAUAUAUUUCGUAUUCUACCAUUUGGUGGUGACCUUGAUUGUACUCAGUUUAUUUGUGGCCGUCAUUCUGGAUAACUUGGAACUGGACGAGGAUAUCAAAAAAUUAAAACAGCUUAAACUUCGCGAAAUGAGUGCCGAAACCCAACAGAAAUUACCGAUGCGCUUGCGAGUGUUUGAAAAGUUUCCCAAUCGACCACAAAUGAUCCAGCUUACUCGAUUGGUAUCCGAUUUCCUGAUGCCCAAAAUUCGAGAUAGCUUUAUGCGGCAAUUUGCGGCUGUAUCGGCACUGGAAGAGGUGGAAGAUGAAACAAUUGAGGAAAUGUUAUCGUCAAUGUCCAGACCGGCUGUCAGUUCCACCGAGACACAGACUGUGGCUAAUCGAAUAAAGGGUCUAUUUGAACCAACGGGAAAUAGUGCUCAGAUGGAGACCAUUCGGGCCAUCAAGCGCAAAGUCCACGGACUUCAUGGGCAGGAGAAAGUUAGAGCAAUCGUUUAUUUGCUCAAUGAAUCGAACAAAACCCGCAUGUUGAAUGCGGAACAAACAACCAACACUGGGACUCGAUCGCUUCUAUCCACGCAACAUCAGAUUCGACUCGACCGAAGGAGUGUUCGGCAUCGUACCGGAAAUCCCGUGGGCGGUCCCAAACCAUAUCGGGCCAAUGGGGAAAUUCAGGCUAAUCAAUCGCGAGCGACAUCGAGAGAAGCGGAACCACGUACCACUUCCGGCGAUCGUUCCAGUCGUGUCGAUAUCAAAAUGUUGCAACAGAAAGCCCAAAUGGCUGAAAUUAAACGUACACAACAAGAAGUGGAACUACGGGAGAACCAUCCAUUUUUUGAUCGACCGUUGUUCGCCCUGGGAAGAGACAACAGAUUCAGACACUUUUGUUUGUUGCUUGUCGAGGCACGACAUAAAAGCGGCGACUCAUCUGAUUCCACAGACAAUGGCAGUUCACUGCAUAAACUUCUCGGUCAUGUGACUUAUUUGGAUGGAGUGGCGAUCUUCGUUACCAUAUUGUCCUGCGUUUCCAUGUCCAUUGAAACGCCACAUGCCCGAUUAAUGAAUACCCCUCAGGUGCAGAUUUGUGAAUACAUUUUCUUCGUCGUGAUGACCAUCGAGAUGACAUUGAAAAUUUUGGCAAACGGUUUAAUUUUCACGCCCAAUGCUCUGCUAAAGGACUUUGGGGGAUUUUUGGAUUUCUUCAACUACAUUGUGAGUUCACUUAAUUUCAACAAUCUUUUUUUGGCUAAAUUUUGCUGGACCUUUUUGCAAGCGAUCAGUCUUAUCUUUGUCAGCUAUAUGAUUCGCGUAGAAGAGAUUGGACCUGGUUCCGGAGGGCAUAUCCUCAUGGUACUGCGCUGUUUAAGACCAUUGAGGAUAUUCUGCCUAGUGCCAAAAAUGCGUCGAGUUGUUUACGAAUUGGUGCGCGGUUUCCGUGAAAUUCUCAUGGUUUCCGUUCUACUGGUCGUAUUCAUGUUCAUGUUUGCCGUAUACGGAGUUCACCUGUUCGGAGGCCGUUUAGCCAUUUGCAAUGAUCGCAGUAUUACCAGCAGAGUAAGUCCAUACCCUAAAAACUAA